Molecule: messenger RNA, 2324 nt
Organism: Scatophagus argus
Lineage: Eukaryota; Metazoa; Chordata; Actinopteri; Scatophagidae
Gene: lrr1
Product: leucine rich repeat protein 1
Exons: 5
Coding region: 406-1671 (421 amino acids)
Molecular function (GO): protein binding
Source: RefSeq, a predicted model, not a curated record
GGCGCGCACGAGCUGAGCUAGCACUCCACUGACGUCACUUCCCACGCGCGCCUAACCAUGCUAACGACAGCUACCAACUGACAAUCGAAAACUCUUCGGGACGUUUACACUUUGUCCGGAUAUUGUCAGCCAAACCGCCGUUUUCCCACGAAGAGCCAAGCCUUAGCCGCCGUGGGCCGUGUUUACUUUCUUGGACAGCCACUCAGACGCAGCUCUGAGGACAAGUCUGCUGUGUUGUUGACAUCCAGGACGAGCACGGAUGUGUGUUGUGUCACUAGCUGCUGCACGUAAGUUAGCUAGUUACAGUUUUUCGCGGAAGUUUGUCUCUUACUGGUAUGAAUUCAAACCCUUAGCUCACUUUGACUCGGCAUCAAGCCCGGCGUCAGUCUGUGCUAAUUAGUUGCGAUGAAGCUGCAGUGUGAUGUGGAGGUGGUGAAUCGGCUGCUGCCCACGUUUGGGAUGAAAAGUCGAGGAAAAGGGACGAGAGCCGUGCUCUCCAUCGGGAAACAUUUGGACAAGACGAGUCAACGCAGCAACGUUUACAUGAUGAUCUGCACAGCCAAAGACAGAACAGGCUCAAAGUACAAGCUUAAAGACAACAUAGAGAAGUUCUUCACUUGGUUUGUGGAGGAAGGCAAGGCCACUGUGAGAUUAAAGGAACCUGCUGUUGACAUUUGUUUGAGCAAGGCUGAUGCCAAUAGCUUAAAGAACUUCCUCUCAGCCGCUCGCUUGGCAGACAGAGGAAGUGACACGAGCAGCCUUCCUCUGUCCACGCUCACUCCUGUUCGUGCCAAGGACGUAGAGCAACCCAAGAAGAAGCUCACCAUCGUCUCAAAGAAGGACUACCCCCUCACCUCCAGCUUCCCCUACUCUCUGGAGCAGCUGCAGGUCUCCUACUGCAAACUGUCUCGGGUGGACAUGCGGAUGCUGUCUCUUAAAGCUCUCCGCAAGCUGGAUCUCAGCAACAACCACAUCAAGAAACUCCCUGCCACCAUUGGUGACCUUGGCUGCCUCUCUGAACUUAUCCUCCACAACAACCACCUAGAGGCCUUCAGCGUGGCCCUGUGCCUGUCCACCCUGCAGCAGACCCUCCAGCUCCUGGACCUCAGCCAGAAUCGACUGCAGUCCCUCCCAGCUCAGUUCUGCCAGCUCCGAGAACUAGUGAACCUCAAACUGGACGACAAUGAGCUCGUCUGUUUGCCGUUCCACAUGGGCCGACUCUCGAAGCUGAGGUUCCUGUCAGCUGCGCAUAACCAGCUGGCCGUGUUGCCAAGUGACUUUCGUAAGCUGAGUCUGGAGAACCUGGACCUGUUUGGAAAUCCGUUUAUUCAGCCUAACCCUCUGGACCACACAAUGAAACUCACAUUCCCCCUUCCACUUCAAGAGAUGGCUUCCAGAGCUGUUGCCAGCCUCAGGAUACCGUAUGGACCUCACCUCAUUCCUGCCCACUUGUGUCGGGACCUUGAAGUAGCCAAGUUCUGCGACUGCGGACGCAUCUGUAUCAAUUUCUACAUCAAGACGGCGGUCAGCAUGAACCUGCACCAAGUCUCUCACACGGUGGUCCUGGUGGACGACAUGGGGGGCACAGAUGCUCCAGUGCAGCAACACUUCUGCUCCCUCUCCUGCUACUCUGAAUUUUUAGACACCUCCCUUCAGAGAGGCAUUAGAUGAGGGAUUAGAAACUCUUACGUUUGACAAGAAACACACCGACAGCUAGAAAUUGCUGUGGACUCUGCAAUAGACUACAAUUUUUGAGAUACUGCAGGAGGUCAUUAGACAACAGCAAGAGGAAUCUGCAGUAGUAGACAGCUUUGUGGUCCAGUUUUCUGCAAAUGCCCUUAAAUGAAAGGAGAAUAUUGACUCUGUUAAGCUUUCAUUUUAAAUGUACUUCAAGCUGCCUGUUUUACACUUGCAUUCAAUUUAUAAUGCACUUCCCACGUAUCAAAAAUGGGAAAAGUGAUGAGCAUAACUACUUUUGUACCUGGUCCAUCUGUAAUGGAGAGACACUGACUUUAUGAAACUCGCAGCAGCACUGUCACAAAGUGACAGUUUCCCAGUCCUGCUGGUUAAGUGUCGCACACUGUUUUGUUUUUUUUCUGUUCUUCCUGCCUCUUAAAGCAAACUGCAGGUUCCCCCACUGACCUACUUCUACUCAACAGGGGAAUAAAGAAAUUAGAUGAAUUUGUUUUUUCCUGAACACAGUGCCUCUGGGUCCAUAAGUAAAGGGAGCUGGUUUUUACUGUGCUAAUGGCCCACAAGUCUUUUAUAUAAAUGUGAGAAGUUCAAUAAAAUAAAAGUCAGCAGCCCAUUUUGGGACUUUGAAA